Molecule: messenger RNA, 3873 nt
Organism: Gadus morhua (Atlantic cod)
Lineage: Eukaryota; Metazoa; Chordata; Actinopteri; Gadiformes; Gadidae
Gene: acsf3
Product: acyl-CoA synthetase family member 3
Exons: 10
Coding region: 120-1904 (594 amino acids)
Biological process (GO): fatty acid metabolic process
Molecular function (GO): medium-chain fatty acid-CoA ligase activity
Source: RefSeq, a predicted model, not a curated record
AUAUCUUUGACGCACUGUCCAUCGCUAAAUGAGUCCCCGUUGUUUGGAUCUGUAAAACAUCUAGCAUGGGGGCCCUCGUGAGGACGUCGUCAUCUCUUGCAUCCUAGGACUUGAACGCAAUGUCCUGCUUUAUACUGUCAGGAAUUGUCGGCGCCUGCCGUCCUCGCCCAUGGACUCACUGCCACCUGCUCUGCCUCCCGGUUGCUUACUGCGCCCACUCUAAGCCAAGGUCACAUCGCCAGCUGCAUGUGAAUACUACAUACUUCACAUCCAGCAAUAUUGGGGCCGCCUGGAGCUCUGGCCAUGGCCCGGUGUUCCGCAGAGCAUUGGCCUACGGAGACAGGCUGGCCAUCGUCGACGACAGUGGCCGUCACAGCUACAAGCAACUGUACGGCUGCAGCCAGGGCCUCGCACAUCAAUUAAGCUCUGCCCUCCUUGGCUUUAGCCACGGUGACCUGCAAGGGAAACGUAUUGCCUUCCUAUGUGCCAACGAUGUGUCAUACACGGUGGCCCAGUGGGCCGUGUGGAUGUGUGGAGGCGUGGCUGUCCCACUCUACCACAAGCACCCGGCAUCCGAGCUGGAGUACAUCAUCUCAGACGCCCAGAGCUCCCUGCUGGUGGCUGGCCACCCCUACGCUGGCAAGCUACAGCCUCAUGCCGACAAGCUUGGGCUGCCCUGCAUUGCCCUCCCCUCUACCGCCGACCUAGGCUCACUGAAGCGGGCUGAGACCCCAGAGAUGGAGCUGAAUAUCACGGACUGGGGCCAGAGACCCGCCAUGAUCAUCUACACUAGUGGCACAACAGGCCGGCCCAAAGGAGUCCUACACACACAUAGCAGCAUUCAAGCUAUGGUCCAGGGCAUGGUCUCAGCGUGGGCGUGGUCCAAGGAUGACGUCAUCCUACACACCUUGCCCUUGCACCACGUGCAUGGCAUUGUGAACAAGCUGUUGUGCCCACUGUGGGUUGGAGCCACCUGCAUCAUGCUGCCAGACUUCCAGCCACACAAGGUUUGGGAGAGGCUAUUGAGCUCUGAGGCGCCAAGGGUAAACGUGUUUAUGGCCGUUCCCACUGUCUACUCCAAGCUGAUCCUCCACUACAAGCAGCAUCUGACACAGCCCAACGUCAGGGACUACAUCAGGGCUGUUUGUCAGGAACGCAUCAGGCUGAUGGUUUCCGGUUCUGCCGCUCUGCCCAUACCGGUUCUCCAGAGCUGGGAGCAGAUCAGCGGACACACCUUGCUGGAGCGCUAUGGAAUGACGGAGGUCGGCAUGGCUCUGUCUAACCCCCUGCUGGGUCCCCGUACACCAGGUGCGGUUGGAGUUCCGCUACCUGGCGUAGAGGUCCGCAUCGUCCUGGAUAACGGUAGCAGCAUCAUCGUUGUUGCUGAAGGCAACCACAGAAACUGCCAGGUGUGUCCAGGUCUUGAGGGGAAGGAAGGCGAUCUGUUAGUCCGAGGUGAGACUGUAUUUAAGGAGUACUGGAACAAACCACAAGAGACCAAGGAGUCCUUCACGGCUGAUGGAUGGUUCAAAACAGGAGACACUGCGGUCUACAAGGACGGAGUGUACUGGAUCAUGGGCCGCACCAGCGUCGACAUCAUCAAAAGCGGCGGAUAUAAGAUCAGCGCCCUCGAUGUGGAGCGCCAACUAUUGGCCCACCCAGACAUUACAGAUGUGGCGGUGAUCGGUGUGCAGGACCAGACCUGGGGGCAGAAGGUCACGGCAGUGGUGGAGCUGGAGGGGGGGCACAGCAUGACGCUGGAUCAGCUCAAGGCCUGGGCCAGGGAGCACAUGGCCCCCUACACCAUCCCGACUUGUCUCCUGGUGCUCGACCAGAUUCCCCGGAACCAGAUGGGAAAAGUCAACAAGAAAGAGCUACUGCAACACUUCUUUCCCGGCUCCUAGACCCAUCAUCGUGGCUUUUCUUACCAAGACAUGACCCCCCCCCCCCCUUCUCUUGGGUCUAUUCCCAUGACCCAGACACGCAUUCAUUAGAAUGCUAUUCAAUUUUAAAUUGUCAAAAUUGUAUUAAAUAUGACAAUUAUGUUAAUUGUUCCACAAUGUGUGUGUGUGUGUGUGUGUGUGUGUGUGUGUGUGUGUGUGUGUGUGUGUGUGUGUGUGUGUGUGUGUGUGUGUGUGUGUGUGUGUGUGUGUGUGUGUGUGUGUGUGUGUGUGUGUGUGUGUGUAAGACUGCAUAGUCGCGUGUGUGUCCUGCCAUUUGCAGCUGUGGUUCAGCAGGUGCGAUAAGAACCUGAAGGCAGAUCCUCCUCAGAGAUCCUCUCUCCCUCUUUCUCUAUCUUUUUUUCUGUCCUUCUCUUUUGCUUUUUAUAUCUCGUCUCUCUUUUCAUCAGCCUCGCGCAGCUCUUCACUAAAUCCAGGGCUCUGACAAGCAGCGACUCGUUCGAUUGGUAUGAACCCCAUUCAAAAGUCUGCAUCUAGCCAAGUACCGGUACAGUCCAAAUGCAUUGGGGAGGUAACUUGUGAGGACUUGGGAAAAGCAAGUAUCCAAGAAUGCAUUUCACAACAACCAGCGGCACUGCGUCAGGAGUUUGUACUCCUGAGUCAUACUUGCCAAGUACAGAGUAUGCAAGUCCGAACUUGCCGUAUUUGAUUUAGAGAUGCCCGGUAUCUCGUUCCAACCUGCGAUUGGUCCAAAAUAUCACAUGGUUACAGUGGGGUCUGGAUAGUGGGCUUUUUCCUAUUGUCAGACCCCCCAGGAUUUCGGGAUGUUGCGAUUCGCAACUUCAAAGCAACAUCCAUCAUUCACCGCAAAUUCAGGGCGGUGUCGCAAUUUUAACCAACCACCACAACUUUCCCGCAAAUUUGACCAAUCAGUGGCGUCGUCUUGAACUGACGUCGACAAACUACCUUAUGCUUACUUCCGUGUUUACUACUUCAAGCGAUUGAAGCAUUCAUGCAGCAUGUGCGUGUCCAACGUUUCACACUUGCCGACCAAAAUAACUGCGAAAGAUCGCGAAAAGCAGUAUCCUGCUUUCUACAUGAAAGCGAGGGGAAAUUAUUUUGCACUGUAUUUAACAUUGUGGUGGAACAUAAGCGGAAAUCUUCCAUUGAUUUUUUUUUUGUUUUGUUUUGAUCCAUUGCAUUUUGCCACUGCGAAACAUAACUACAGAACUGCAGAACUGCAGGCAGGACGUCAGACGACGAGGCAGAUCACUAUGACACAGGCUGUUGCAUCCAAGUCAAUUGCCAGUGCGGACAGAAUCAAGAAUAAAUUAUUCAUAAGACCAUUUCUCAGUGUUUUUUUCUUUUUCAGUAAUAACUUAAUAUUUAAUAAUUACUCAGGGAAAAUUGCAGUAAUAACUUAAUAUUUAACAUUAGGAAAAUCACAACUUUUAUUGCAACUUUCACUUCCUAUAGCACUGUAAUCGCAACAAAAACCUUAAAAACACGCAACUUUCAUCGCAACUUUAUGGAAAAGCUCACGCAACAGCAGACAUUUUAGGCCGCAACAAUCUCAAAAAAGGCCCGCGAAAUCCUGGAGGGACUGUAUUGUUCAGACAUGGCAAAGCAAGAGCAAAUGUUGCUGAAUUAAAUAAUUAGAUGACAUACAUUUCAUAGUCUUUCACAAAGAUAGGCAGAAUUAUUGCUAAAGCUAGCAAGCUAGACAGGAGUUUUUGGGGAUGGGCUUUGGUGGGAGGCUUGAUAGGAGGGAUUGGGAUUUUCUCGGUUCGAUUCUUUCAAAAAUGUUUCUCCCAAUUGCCUAACCUAGCUUUAAAGUCACGUAACAAUAUUUCUUAAUGCACAAGAUGUCCUCGGGCAAUGAAUGUAAUUUUUGUCAUGUCGUAUGUUAUAUACAUGGAGUCUGAGAUCAAUAAAUUGUAGAUUGCUAUUUAAUUCAUGUAUGCAUUCACAA